UCCAGCAAAAGAGCAAUUCUUUUCAUCACAAACGCGUUGAAUUCUUGGUAGAAGGAGGUAUUAUUUUACCACCUAGAGGAUCUUUGGAUCGUCAACAUUUUGAGCUGCAAAGAAUCACAAAGCGCGAGGAAUUAGCAUUCCUAUCGAUUGAAUCAUUUGGUUGAGUCUGGCGUGUUUCUAUUCCUGCUAACGCCGCUAUGAGUAGUGUGACGACACCAGGCGCGGAAUCAUCAUUUGAAAGUUCCAAGGACAGCUCACGUUCUCUUCCAUCCGCCUUUUUAUCAACAUACAACAGGGAAUAUAAAGGUUCUUUUGGUCCACCAGCGCCAGAUGCAAGAGUGCGAACUUCGCGUUUCUACCCUCCAGGACAACCAUCAGUUGACUCCACGUAUAGGACCGAUUUCCUAAGUCACCAGGGAAAACCUACAAUUAAAGUGCCUUAUGGGACAUCCUCUGGAGACAGGAGCAAUAACCCUCACCCUCAUAAUAUGGAGCAGGUGUUCGCACAUCCGAUUAAAGAUUAUUUCGUGUGGUCCCAUUACCGAAAGCUUCCCCCAGUUAAUUCUAAAGGGACAGAAUCCUCCACUAGCUCUGAGCUCCUUAAAAAAGUGUGCCAGGACAAGACUCGGUCGACUUAUCAACAGGAUUAUGUCCCUCAUAUUCAAGAUCUUCCCUCUACAAACAAUGGCGCUGAAGGCCAAGGAUUAAAUCAAGAGAGAUAACACGCUGAAUAGCUUUGAUCGCCAUGAAAUGAAGAAAUAUUCCUUUGAAAAUGCAAAUAUUAUGCCAGCACACUCUUGAAACAAUGAAUGGUCAUCUUUGUGGAGCUGUGCAGCCAAUCACAGUUAUGCAGUUAUCAGGGGAAUACAUUCAGUUGUGGAAACCGUG
Pocillopora verrucosa is the source of this 888-nucleotide messenger RNA. RefSeq lists its product as uncharacterized. The record is from RefSeq and is a predicted model, not a curated record. Lineage: Eukaryota; Metazoa; Cnidaria; Anthozoa; Scleractinia; Pocilloporidae. Gene Ontology annotation, cellular component: cytoplasm.